GGCGUUGCGCUGCGCUGCGCACCGCUCGCCGGCGGCAUGGAGUGAGCGAGCCGCGGGCUCCGGCGCGGCCCGGCCAUGGAGCUGCGGCGCUCCCUGUCCGCCAGCGCGGAGGCGGAGAAGCCGAUGAGGCGCUACGGGGCGGUGGAGGAGACGGCGUGGCCGGCGGAGCGGCUGGGCAGAAAUCAACUUGACAUCAUUUCAAUGGCUGAAACAACAAUGAUGCCUGAGGAAAUUGAGCUAGAGAUGGCAAAGAUCCAGAGACUUCGGGAAGUCUUAGUCAGACGAGAAUCAGAACUCAGGUUUAUGAUGGAUGACAUCCAGCUGUGCAAAGACAUUAUGAACCUUAAGAAAGAGCUGCAGAGUUUGGUAGCAAUCCCAGAAAAAGAAAAAACAAAGAUGGAAAAACAAAGAGAGGAUGAACUGAUUCAGAAAAUCCAUACACUGGUACAAAAAAGGGAUUUUCUUGUAGAUGAUGCAGAGGUGGAAAGACUACGAGAGAAAGAAGAAGACAAGGAGAUGGCUGAAUUCCUACGAACCAAGUUAAAACCAAUAGACAAAGCAACACGAUCUCCCACCAGUACCCCAGCAGAGAAGAAGGCAGAACCUCCUCCAAGCAAGCCCACCAUUGCCAAGGCAGGAUUGGCUAUUAUUAAAGAUUGCUGUGGGGCCACACAGUGCAGCAUCAUGUAGCUCUGGGCUUUCUACCACAUGUCUUUUCAAAUGUUUUCAUUAAAUGAAACUGUAGAGUGAGGGAUUUUAACAGCAUCCUCAUAACUGAAAUAAGAGACUGUGAUACAGCAGUAAUACAUGGACUGUAUGACGACAGGUUCUUCACUGUUGCAUGGAUCACUCAAUGCGCAUGCCUAAAAAAAGAAACCUAUAUAGUGGCUAUCCAGUGACCAGAAAAGAUCUGUAAUAGAGAUCACAAAAAACACCCAGUGAAAAAGCAAGUGAGAAGAGGGCACAUUUCACCAAGUAAGAUAACACAGCAAUUUUAAAAGAUCAUCACUUUAAGAAUUUGUUAUAUACUUUUUCCUCUUGGCAAAAAGCACUUAGACACUUGCUGGAAUAUCCCAUUUUAGCUACUUUUGAAAAGCCACAAGUAGUGAUGCUGUAUAUAAUGCAACCAAUAGAUGAAGCAAAUUUAGAGUAACUGAUGUUGCAUACAAAAUAUUUAUCAAACUAGUGUGAUGUUCAACUACCUUGCCAUAGAGUUUCUCUUCCAGUCUUCCUAAAAAAUGAUUAUCAGUGACAAGGAUGCUGUAAGUGGAUAUAGCAUUUAUGUCCCAUAUGACUUCUGAAUUACCCAAUUCAAGUAAAUAUUGCUUGCACUAGGAAAAAAUAAGUCUGGUAAAGCUUUAGCAAACACAGCUACAGUAAUCUGCAAAUAUGUGAUGCACUCCAAAGCUACAUCAUAUAUUUUUCUUGUAUAUCUCCACCUCGCAUACACUCAGAGGUAAACACCCAGAAAAUGUUGUCAGCUAUGAAAAACAAUACUUAGGUUUUGUGUGAGACUAUCACUGGUAGGUUGCUGGAAGAAAGGAAGAAAACAUGGACAGAGAAACAACAGUUAAAUUAUAGUGCUCAGAACAACUAUCAAUCACAUAUUUAAUGACCAUGAAAAAUAUAAGCUAUCUAGCAUAGGAAGACACUAGCCACCCAAACUGACCACAAGACAAGAAGAGUAAGUAUGAAAGCAGACAUCUGUGGUAGGAAAAAGGUCACCAUCUACACAAAGCAGGUUUAAAACUAAGGGAAACAGUGACCCGUGUUUCACCAUUUAAUGCAUUUCUGGUCUCUGUGCAGGUUAAGUCUUGUCAAAUCCAGUAUCUUUAUAUUAGCUGUCAGUAGGUGGUAUGUCUGUGUGAUGGUAUUCCAUAUUAAUGUGUUGUGAUGGGUGUAAAGAGUAAAUAAAUGAACAUGAUCUAAUGUGAAAACAAUCUCAGGCUUAGAAAUAAACAGCAAAAAGUUCCUAAGAAGUUCUCCAAGAGGAACUUUCAUUUUCUGAAGGCAGCUAAGUGAAACAUGCACUUAUAUACAAAGACACCACAGUUAUUGGGGGGGGUAGAGAGGGGAUAUCAAUAUAAACACCAGAGUUAUCCUAAAGGAUAAACAGUAAUAAUUUUUUAAAGAGUAGCUUGUUAGGGUUCAAGGAGAUAGACAUCUCAAGUAAAUUAGUGUAUUCUUGUAUGAAAUACAAAUCCAUACCACUGGACUGUUCCAGCAAAGAGCAUUUUCACCUCCAAAAUUAUUUGUUUCAGUAUUGCACACACACUUGAGAAAGGACCUGUCACUGCAAUUUCCCUAGGGCUCCAAGAUCAAGGAGGAGAAAAUAUGAAGCUUUUCACCAAGACAUGAAGCACUUCGAAUACUUUGACCAAAGACGCAGGAAAAAGGACAAAGUAUUUAUCCAAAGGCUGGACUGCCAUACACAGCUAUUGCUGAGAUAGAACUUCACUUUUAGUUCUGCAGCUGUUACUGGCUUCUGGGUAAUUCAACAGCCUCUUGAAUUUGCUAGUAUCCAGUUAAGACAGAAAGAAUUACUCCUAUCUUAAGACAGGUGUCUUUAACAAAGGCAAAGUGAAACAGCAGUUAGGGAAAAAAAAAAAAAAAAAAAAAAAAAAAACUGUUGUGAAACACUGAACUUAAGCCUCGGGAGGAUCAGCUAUUAUGACCUAGUAAUACGAGUGCCUGCAAAUAAGGAAAUGUCUAAAGUCUCUUGGAGAGAAAAGAGAAGUCAGUGGAGUUUCACCAGUAAAAUGCAGGCUGAGAUUAAAAGUUUCACUACGACAGAGAUAGACAUUUCUGGGAUUCAGCACUCAUGAGUAGGCUACAGAGUCCCCUUCCUUAAUUAAAAUGGAAAAGAAAAGGUACAGCAAGUAUGAAUUUGUAACAUUUAUAUACAGGUAGCACGGGCAGCCAGUGCCCCAAAGGGAAGUCACCAACAGCAAUAUUAAAAGCGAUCUCUGUUUUCAGAACCUCUAGCCUGGCUGAGCUGAAAGGGGUUUUUGUCUUUUGUUGUUAAUUAGCAAACUCUUCAAGUCUGAUUUAUUUGGGCAGGUUCAAGCAACUUGCCCAAGAGGAACAAGUGAUACUGCUUAGCCGUAAAGCUUGGGAUUUGUUAGACUGAGGUCAGAUUCUCAGCUGUAUUCAGUGCUGGCUUAACUUCAUCCAUCCAGAACACAGCAGGGCCCAAAACAGUAGCUGUAAUUAAGGAAAUGAAAUUUAAGAAGUCAAGUGUGUGGAAGACUUAGGCCUUUUCUUUGAAAGCCCAACUUAAAAUACUGAGUAUUCCCAAAUUCAAACAGGGAGUUUAAAUUCCCUGAUCCUGUGAACAUCAGUAAGCAGUCUGAAGGCUGAAACCCUACCAAGAGGGCACAACAUACAACACCCGUUUGAGAAGAUGGUAAAGUCAACAGAAAAAUCUCCGACAAAUAUUUAGGUGGCUACAUUGAACAACUGGCAUCAUCUCAGCAGACCUGAUUUUCAGAUGCCUGUUACUGCCUGCAAACAAGGAUACUGGUCAACAGAAGCACCUAAAAUUGCCUCUGGAAAUCCUGGCUUUAACUGCUGUCUGACUCAAGCCAGAAGGCAAGGCAGCAGAAAAAGAAGGAAUUUGAAGGUGGAUUUGACAAAUUGUUUUCUCUAUGGAGUGGUUGGGUCAGGUACAUGUGGCUAUAUUCCGUCAACAAUCUUGGUCUCCGGAGAAAAAGCAGAAGAGCUGAGCUGCUAUUUGUACUGAUCGCUCUCAUUCUACCAGCAAAUAGCUCUAAUUGUACCUUCCUCUAAGCCUACCAAAUCUCUUCAGCAAAGUCCAACAUAUUUCUAAAUAAACUAAGCUGCUAUAUUAUACUAAG
Molecule: messenger RNA, 3857 nt
Organism: Rhea pennata
Lineage: Eukaryota; Metazoa; Chordata; Aves; Rheiformes; Rheidae
Gene: BMERB1
Product: bMERB domain containing 1
Exons: 6
Coding region: 76-690 (204 amino acids)
Biological process (GO): negative regulation of microtubule depolymerization
Cellular component (GO): microtubule cytoskeleton
Source: RefSeq, a predicted model, not a curated record